This is a messenger RNA of Mollisia scopiformis, 801 nucleotides long. RefSeq lists its product as uncharacterized. The transcript has 2 exons. Lineage: Eukaryota; Fungi; Ascomycota; Leotiomycetes; Helotiales; Mollisiaceae. The record is from RefSeq and is a predicted model, not a curated record. Bases 199 to 801 code for a protein of 200 amino acids.
CUAUGCGUAAGGUGUCUCGACUCGAGGCUGAGUCCGAAACACAAAGAACAUGUCUAUACUUAAAAAUAAUAGAACAAUACUAUUAUUUGAAAUCAAGAACAAAGACUUUCAAAUCUAUAAGGAUCGCCCUCUAUCUCAAAUCUUCUGCAUCAUAUCACUAUUCUAGGCAGAACAUCCUAAAACAGACUUUUGCUCAAAAUGUCCACCCUCGUUCCUCAUAUGUGCUCCGAAAAUAGUCUGAACUCGCUAUUAGAGCCGAUCAUGUGUUGUUCAGAAGAGGACUGCACCUAUUCCUUCGGCCCAGCCUGCGAAUCUUGCACCCUCAUCCUCAAGAUCAGAGAACAAAGACGUCAGAAUCUGAGCACAGAUCAUCACUCAAACAAGCACUCACCGAAGUUUGACGUAAAUGCCACAGGACAGCUGUUCUUUGAUGGCACUUCUAAUGACACGUCUACCAAAGCAGCAGAGGACUUCAAUGCUGACCUUGACUCCGAGUUUCAGAUCUCAGAAACCAGAUCCUUCGACGCAGAACUCCCUUCUUCCGCCUCUUCAAACCUACAAACUUUCAGCUACCCUUACACAGACACAACAUCCACAACUCAACCUAACAGUACCGAGACUUCAAUCUCCCAAACUCUCGAUCCCUGGUUAUCAACUCUCUUCGAUCACACCCUAGCAGGACAUAUAUCAGGAACUGCUUUUGUCGGUGGAGCCGAGGAACAGAAUCCUACUGAGAAUGCCUGUCCUUUGUGCUCUAAGCCGGUUGGGGAUCCGAGAGAUCAGCAUCUAUUGAGAUUGUGA